UUGCAGCGCACGUGCUUUCGUUCGAUGGCUUCGCUAGGCGCCGCACACCGGCUCGACCCUUCGUUCCAAGUGGAUAGCCCCGAGUAAAAGCCAUGUCCCACAUACUGGUGUCCAGGAUCGUCGCUACCGUCUCCAACUGCUGGAAGUUGGCGGUGCUCGUCCUCGUUCCGUUCCUCUUCUUGCCCCUCGUGCUGUACAUCGACGCCAAGGAAUCAAGAUGUGCCUACGUCGUCUGUCUCAUGUCCACGUUCUGGAUGACGAACGCGGUUCCACUGCCUGUCACGGCCUUGCUGCCCGUAGUCCUGUUUCCGCUGUUGGGCGUACUACCAACCGACGAAGCCUGCUACCCUUACCUUCAGGAAACAAACAUGCUGUUUAUCGGCAGCCUAAUCAUGGCGAUGGCUAUCGAACAUUGCAACGUCCACAAGAGGAUAGCCCUCAGGGUGAUGCUCUGCGUUGGAACAAAUCCCAGAUGGAUCAUGUUGGGUUUUAUGCUGACCACCAUGUUCAUGUCGACUUGGAUUUGCAACACGGCCACGACCGCCAUGAUGAUGCCCAUUGUGGACGCCGUCCUCGCUGAAGUCAUCGACGCCGAAUACGAUCCACUCAUGCUCGCGGAAGUCGGAGGCGCCUGCGACACAGAAAAAGGCGGCCAAAAAUCACUCAACCGCAGCACCAGCACGGAAAGCUCCGGAAAGAAAGAAAAGUCCGUGUUGCCUGUUAGCCGCUCGUGCAGCGUGCGCAGCGAGGACAUCGCCAAGCAGAAAGCCCAGAGGACUCUGAGCAAGAGCCUAUACCUCAGCGUGGCAUUCGCUGCCAACAUCGGCGGCACGGCGACGCUCACUAGCGCGGGACCUAACCUGAUUCUCAAGUUUGUCGUCGAAGAAUUUUACGGCGGCCUCCCGCCCAUCGACUAUGCGAGCUGGCUGGUGUUCUCGACACCCGGAGUGGUCAUCAGCGUCUUCGUGGUCUGGGCUGCGUUCCAGGUUCUCUACCGGAACACCGGGUCCAUUGGUCUCGACAGGAAGGGACACGCAGCGAAGAAGGUCAUAAAUAAAAAGUACGACGAGCUCGGUCCAAUGAAUUUCCACGAGCUCGCCGUGAUGGUGAUGUUGGCGACCCUCGUGCUCCUGUGGAUGUUCAGGGACCCACAUUUUGCGAGGGGCUGGGCAACGUUUUUCGGUGACCUGAAGCCCAAGGACGCCACGGCGGCACUGUUUGUGAUAUUCUUCCUUUUCGUGAUCCCGGCGGACCCGCGCAAAAUAGGCACCAGCCCGACCUUACUCACCUGGGACGUGGUCCAGAAGCGCCUUCCAUGGGGCGUCGUCCUUCUCCGCGGAGGCGGAUUCGCCAUGGCUGAAGCCACAAACGUUUCCGGUCUUUCGCGGUGGAUGGGCCACCAGCUGUCCUCGUUCGACUUCAUGUCGCCGCAGUGCAUCAUAUUCGUCGUGUCCGUCAUCGUGGCCUUUAUCACCGAAGUGGUCUCCAACUCUGCCACGGCCACCAUCUUCCUACCGAUCAUGGCGCAGUUGGCAACCGACCUCCACAUGAAUCCUCUGAUGAUCAUUGUGCCAGUUGCGUUGUCCUGUUCCUACGCCUUCAUGUUGCCUGUCGGAACGCCAGCCAAUGCCAUUGUGUCCAGUCACGCCAACAUCUUCCCUGCCGAAAUGAUUCUCCCUGGUCUGGUGGUCAAGUGUAUCUGCAUCUGCAUUAUGCUGGUCAGCAUCAACACGAUCGGCAUUGUCAUCUUCGACCUCAACAGCUUCCCCGCCUGGGCAGAAGACAUGGACGCAAACGAUACCCUGGCGGCCAUAUUGAAUGGAACGCUGGCUGUCAGCGGACACGCACCGUCGGCAACGUUUGCUGCCGACUACACAGAACCGUUUCCCAUGUUCUCCAACGUGCAGCGUCGCCUGCGCAUCGGGCAGCCGUGGUACAGCCCAGCGAACCAGCGUGAUGACGCCGAGCAGACGGAUGCAAGUGGUCUAGGGGGCGAGUGCCUGAGGCUCUCCGCGACUACGCCGGCGCAGAUCGUUAGCCCUCGAGACCACCCCCUCGGCGACGUUGAGGCUGACGAGGAUAUCGAAACAGCACAUCGAAGAUCGUCCCGUGAGACGCCGCCACCAUCCGACGUCGUCAUGGCGGGUAAAAGUGGACACCGCCUGACGGCUACCAAGCGCGUUCUCUGGUUCCUGCGCUGCCACUGGCGGCGAAUCCUGGCACUCCUGGCACCCGUGCUGCUCUCCCCCCUGCUCAUACUUCACGAUUCAAAAGAGACGCGAUGUGCUUACGUCAUCCUUCUUAUGGCCGUCUAUUGGAUGUUCGAAGUGGUGCACCUGUCCGUGACGUCACUGCUUCCCGUCUGCCUGUUUCCUUUGUUCGGUAUCCUGGACACCGCAAGCACAACGGCACCAUACAUGAAGGAUGCCAUCAUGAUGUACUUGGCAGGCAUGAUCAUCGCAGCUGCUGUUGAAAACUGCAAUCUUCAUUAUAGGAUCGCGCUCCGCAUUCUGCUCAUCAUCGGCACCAAAACUAUCUGGCUUCUGCUGGGCUUCAUGCUCACCGCGAUGUUCCUGUCCAUGUGGCUGAGCAACAUGGCGACCACGCUCAUGGUUCUACCCAUCGUCGACGCCGUCGUCAACGAAAUCUGCAAGAAAAGCUCCGAAGAAAGUCUCAGGAAUGGAUCUCCAGCAAGUGGGUACACCAAUGAAGCUUUCCCAGCAGACAGCGCUGACGUCAACAUCGAAAGCUUUGAACUCGAGGCCAAGGAAGAGGCUAAAAGAGUGUCUUGCUACGAGAGGUACCGGAACGCCAUGCUGCUGGGCAUCGCUUACGCGUCCAACAUCGGCGGCACGGGCUCGGUCAUCGGUACGGCUCCCAACCUGGUCCUCAUGGGGCUCGUCGAGGAGUUGUACCCAAAUUCCGGUUCCUUGAGCUUCGCUACGUGGAUGAUAUACAACGUGCCUACCAUGAUCGCGUGUGUGGUCUUCGCCUGGCUCUACCUGUACUUUCAGCUCGUUCCCAAAAGGUUACGGGGGAAUCACCUGAACCCAGAGUCGGUUCGAACUGCCAUCAGAAAGCGCUACAGUGAGCUCGGAUCAUUAUCGUUCCACGAAGGCGCCGUACUGUUCAUCUUCAUCGUCAUUGUGUUGCUGUGGUUCUUCCGGGAUCCGUACGUCGUCACCGGCUGGUCCUCUUUCUUCGCGCUUGGCAAGAAAAUCAAAGACGCCACGCCUGCCAUGCUCCUGGUGAGCCUUCUUUUCCUGAUACCAGCGAAACCAGUGGCGGAACCCCAGGGACCGGCUCUGCUCGAGUGGAACGUUGUGCAGCACAAGAUACCUUGGGGCGUGCUUCUACUCAUGGGAGGCAGCUUCUCCAUGGCAGAGGCGUCAUCGAAAUCCGGGCUGUCAAAGAUGUUGGGCCAGUACCUGACCAGGCUCGACGUGCUCAACCCGGUGGUGUUGGUGGCAGUUCUCUGCAUUUUCACCACCACAGUCACCGAGAUCGCGAGCAACACAGCGACUGCCAGCGUUCUCCUGCCCAUCACCAGUUACCUCGCCCAAGCCUUGAGGAUCCAUCCGUUCUUACUCAUGAUCCCUGUCACAAUAUCGGCAUCGUUCGCCUUCAUGUUGCCCGUGGCCACGCCUCCAAACGCCAUGGUUUACGAGCACGGAAACAUGAAGCUCCAGGACAUGAUGAAGGCGGGAAUCGUCAUGAAUAUCGCCUGCAUAAUCAUCGAGAUGAUUGCCAUCAACACUUUGGGCCAGUGGACCUUCGGUCUUUCCAGCUUCCCAGCUUGGGCUGAGGCGCGAAAUUCCACAAUCUCGACAAGCGCAAUCAACGUCACCAUGACGCCAAGCGCGUCCUAGCAGCGCUAUGAGGACGACGACGACUUCAAGUACCUGAAUGGAGAGAGUUACUGUGUGUACGGGGACUUUAAUGCUCCGCUGUCUGUGGCAUUCGGAUCUCUUCUCGAAGACUUCUGCAGUCGCAGUGGGCCGACGUUGCUGUUGUCACCAGAAAGCAAGCGUUUACUUCGGAUCCAAAAUUUUGCGUCUUCAUGUUCACGGUGGGAACGGGUCGUUGCGCAUUGACUUCUGAGAACUGUGAUGGCUCCCCUUUUGCGUACGUAAAACAUCGUGUUCCGAUAAAGGUGAAAAAGACUUUCCGUUCACACUAUACUUUUGAAACACACCGAUUCGGGAACUCUUGUACCAAGUGAAUUGCGGGACAAGCCCUUUUAAUCGAAAACACCAAUAAAUAAACAAGCAUAAACUUCAUCGCCGGUAAUAUUCUCACUCAAUGAACAUUCAUAUAAUCACCGAUGAACAUGCAUUACGCGAAUAUUCACUCGUCGUCACGUAAGUCACACCUGGGAGAAAAUGACGAUGGCAAGUCAGAGUGAUUUACGAGCUUAAAAUUUUUCACGGAAAAUACAGAAGAAAAUAAGAAAGAAUGUCUUUAG
This is a messenger RNA of Rhipicephalus sanguineus (brown dog tick), 4465 nucleotides long. RefSeq lists its product as uncharacterized. Gene Ontology annotation, biological process: citrate transport; monoatomic anion transmembrane transport. Lineage: Eukaryota; Metazoa; Arthropoda; Arachnida; Ixodida; Ixodidae. Gene Ontology annotation, molecular function: succinate transmembrane transporter activity; citrate transmembrane transporter activity. The record is from RefSeq and is a predicted model, not a curated record. The coding region runs from base 93 to 3869 and encodes 1258 amino acids. Gene Ontology annotation, cellular component: membrane. The transcript is spliced from 26 exons.